AUGGGAAAUUGUGUGGAGACAUGCACAGAGAGGCAGCAAGGAGAGGAUCAAAUGCAGCAGCAAAAGCAUGAGCAAGAAGAAAGACAAAAUGAAAUUAGGUUUGUGAAAGAGAGCAAUUUGAGCAAAGAUGGCAACAUAAGGGUGAAGAUUGUGUUGACCAAGGAAGAGCUAGAGUGGUUGAUGCUUCAGCUGAAAGAUAGAGGAGGGAAGAGCUUGGAAGAUGUUUUGGAGGAGAUCCAGAGAAGCAGAGCCAAAGUUGAGGAAGGGUGGAAGCCUUCUUUGGAGAGUAUCAUGGAGUGCCCUGAAGUAAAUGAGAUGGAUAGAUGA
This is a messenger RNA of Prunus armeniaca (apricot), 327 nucleotides long. NCBI's taxonomy places the organism in Eukaryota, Viridiplantae, Streptophyta, Magnoliopsida, Rosales, Rosaceae. The record is from the annotation of a GenBank genome assembly.